ACUCUGGAGGAAUCUGUCGCCGAGACGCGGGGGAUAAGCAGAAAAUUAGAGAUUUAUUUAUUUAUUUUAAAAUCUGCUUUCAGUUUGUCUAGAAACACGGGCUUCAUCAGUCUGACAGCAGAUGAUAAUACAUCCAGAAUACCAGGCUGAUCCCUCUGAGCAUCAUGCUGUUGAAGUGACCACACGUUGCUGUGUUGAUGCUGUCAGAGUGUUUUUCUCUUUUUGGCGCAGUCCAACUCAGUCCGGCUCGCGCGCUGUAGGAUGCCAUACAAUCCUUUAGGAAGCGACUCUCGCAGCUUGACAGGCAACAAUUUCCAAGAAACGCAAAGGACGUAAUCUUUUUGAUUUCACUGCACGAACGCGAUGGAUGAAGCCAGCGAGACCAUCCCUGAUUUGAAAGACAUUGAGGUGAAAAUCGGCCGGAAGACCCCCGAGGGUUUGCUCAGGUGGAUGCGGGAAGAGGCGUCCUCUCUCCGGGGGGACGCGAAGCUGAGCACCGCGCACGACACCAGCGUGGAGACUGGGAAGAAGAGUUUGGAUGAAAAGAUCAGGAAAUUGAAGGUGGAGAUGGCUCACUUGCGCUCGGUGGAUGUCAAGAUCUUGCAGCAGUUGCUAGCAGUUCAUGAGGGCAUUGAAGCAGUGAAAUGGCUGCUGGAGGAGCGUAGCACACUGACGAGUCACUGCAGCAGCCUAACCAGCAGCCAGUACAGCCUGGGCGAGGGCCCCGACACCUCCUGGAGAGGCUCCUGGAGUAGUCUGCAGGACCCAAAUGACAAGCUGGACAACAUCUCCAUCGGCAGCUACCUGGACACCCUUGCAGAUGACAUGGAUGAGUACUGCCCCUCCAGCUCAGAGUCGGUUAUCUGCUCUACCACACCGCUAGUCUCAGAGUGUACUACUGUGAGCCGGAUAGGGGGAGGCCCCGGGGCCAUGGUCACAGCAGUUGCUACAGGAGCUGGGGUAGGGGUGAAGUCUGGUAGUGGAGCUGGAAGUGCAAUUCGGGCUGGGGCAAAUGAAAAUGGAACUGGGAUUGGAAAUGGGACAGAGGCAAAAGGUGGACCAGGAACUGGGAUUACCAGUGGGACUGGUAUUACUGGGACUGGAACUGGCAAACCAGCCGUUUCUGUCAGCUCCCCCCAAGCCAAGUCUGAGGGCCCUAAGCAAGAAGCUCCGAUGUGGACCACAGCUGCUGAGAUGGGUAAAGGAAGUCCUGCUUCUAAGGGUAACACCCAGACACAAGCUGUUAAGGCUAAUGGAGUCCUGGAGAAACCAACAAUGCAGACAGGAAGCCCAACCCGCCACACCCUCACUGAGAAACUGGGAACCAGCCAGAGCCCCAAACUCAAACCUUACAAAAACGGAAAGAUCGACUUGGAUACUUGCAAAAUGAAUGGCAAAAUGCACCUGGAGUACGACGCACACUGGCGAUGGGUGCAGUCGCAAGAAGACGUGACGUUUUUGUAAGAGGGAUAAUAACAGAGGGGACCAAAGCCACUGUUAAACAUCCCUUCUGUAACAUCAAAGACCAAAUCACUGAAGGACAGAAGAAGAGCAAACUGCUGUUUGUGAAAUGCACAUAGUGAGGCUUUGCUUUUUGAACGACACUGGGUUUAAAAGACAAAGAAUAACUUUUUUGUCCUGUUGUUCCCUCCUGUUACUGCACUAACUUUCUGUAAAACAUUGAUGUCAGUACUACGGUGGAUGCACAUCACAGGAUUUUGACCAUAUUUAGCCAAACUUGGCUGCCUCAAACAAACUUAGGAAAGUAAAUUUUAAAAUCCUGUGUCACAGUUUUCUCAGGGUCUUUCUUGGCACUCCCUGAUUUUCUCUCUUUUCCUUCCUUUCCUUUUCUUUUCUAAAGCACAGUGAGAUGAUCUGCCGGAGAGCUGAAAACAUCAUUUCAGUUUGCUUGACAUUAUGCAUCAACCAACGUAAAUUAGAUGAUUUGAAUUAUAAUUUAACAAAAUCCUAUAAACAGUUCCUCUAUUUAAAAUAAUCCAUAAUUAAAACCCAGGGGCAGGAUAAAGAUUUCUGAUCUCUGUUAAAGAAUAUCGCUCUGGGAUCUCCUUAAUUACUCCAUUUUGUCCCGUGGUGGGCCCUUAACAAUCAUCACCACCAUUAUUAACAGCACUGAUAGAGUCUUCUGUACUGCAUUUAAGUUUUUAGAAGACCAAAGUUUCCUCUAUCAAACCACAACUUAAAUUUAUUGUAUGAACUAUAUACCCAAACACUUAAUGGUUAUAGAUAGCAUUACUCGAUAAAGUAUUAACAACAAAGUAAAACACCAUUUGAUAAAAUCUGUGAGUGUGUUUCUUCCCAAACUCGUAGCUGAACGAAAAGUAGAGGAUAUGAAAAUAGAAACACAGAGCACUGAGGUUAAUAAAAGUUUCUCUCAUUGAAAAAUAAUGUACCUACUGCUAGCAUUUGUGUCUUUGUGGAGCUAAUACUUUCAGUGCUUAACCAACCAUCUGCAGUGUUAGUGUAUAUUCACUGAAAUGCAAUACAGCUACUCUGUGCAUCAGGUAUUAGUCGUGAUUGGUUUGUAGACAAAUACUGAAUAUGGCUGAUUUUGGUUUUUUGAACCGUUGUAGUAAACUAUGUUAGCUUUUAUAAGCAGAUGUUGUGCCUGACUGGUGUGAACCUUAACUACAUAUGCCUGUACUUUCCCUCCUGAGAUGUGCACUGUUGUUAUUGAUACAUUUUUUGACUGACUUUAUUUUUAUUGUUUUUGCUUCCUCUUGGCCUCUGCUUGCGUGUAGAAAUGGCUGGACCACCAGUCUGUGUGCUCUCGCCAUGUGAACAUGUUAUGUGAGCUGGGUGGAUCUUGCAUGCCUUGUGCUGAGAGCUUUAUUGCUUAAACCGUGAGAAAUUGGUGCAAGACCUAACACAAUCAGAGAAGAAAAGCAAUAUUUCAUGAGGCCUUUCCACUGGCUUCCAUAAGCAGCCUCUUCUCCGUAAAUUAAAUCUCACAUUAUUGUUGUCUGUUCUGCGGGAGUUUCUGAGACUACUGACAAGGAGAGCAUCUGUCUGUCUCUGUGUGUGUGUGGCUGCCUGAGCACAUCUGGCCUGUCAAAGUUCAGAUAAGAAUAUACGAGUCCCAAAGGUGUUUAAGAGUUUUCAGCUCAUUCAUCACAGCGUUACUACAUCUCCUACCAGUCUGCAGUUAGUCAUGUCAGCGCUGCCAGGAGAGCGCAACACGUGAUGAACGGAGGGGAGCUUAUUACGUAAUCAGCACAUAACUAUGCCAUACUGUACCUCGUCACGAAAAGGCUCCUUUGAAAAGGUUUUCCUUUCCUUCUCUCCUACAUUCUGAAAAACCCUGACAUUUGAGUCAAGGUCUGGUGUAAUUGUGCACUUCACUUGGAAAUCGUUGCAUUGUUAAAUUUCUGCAGGAUCCGUUUACUGGUGGGAAACUACCAAAAUGAAUUACGUAUGUGAUGCUCGGAGUGGAGUGGACACUUUUCACCCAGCACCAAAACAGUAUUCAAAACAGGCCUAGUUUUUCACAUUUUAUGCACUGUAACAAAGAUUUGACAGCUUGUUAAGUCCCAACCCCCAUUAGUUAUUUGUUUUCUAUUCUAAAAUUCUAUUUCUUUGUGAGUCGAACACUUUGUUCUUGCACAGCACAUGCUGUAUAUGCAGUGGAUGUGCCAUUUGUCAUGAGCAAAGCCUUUUAUUCCUUUUAGAUCAAAUCCCCAGUCACAUUGUGCACUUAUUUAACAUAAGCCAAAAAAAAAACAAAAAACGCCAAUUUCUUUGUAUUCUAUAUAUCCAAAUUAAAUCAUGCUUACUUCCUGUUAAACAAAAUUGUCCUUAAGUUGUCUUGAACCAACCAAUUUCAAUCAAUAAUAUCAUUUUUAGUGGCACAGAGCUAAGAUUCAUGCAGCUGAGGUGUACGUCCACCUGCUCAGGUAACAAGGGUGAUGGUGUUGAAGGAGACGAGCAGUCCUCAUCAACUGAUUGAAGGCUAGAAUCCGUUUCCGACUGAAUGUUAUUAUCCAUGUUUGUUAUGACACACCUGCUUAACAUUCAAAUAAAAAUCCCUCCCGGCUUCGUCCUGUUUCACGAGCACAUACGUCAGGAUACAGAAGCCACUUACUCUGAAACUGCUGUUUCAUCCGGACUUUAAUGUCUACGCAACCAUGAGCGCCUUAACAUUAAUUUAGGUACUGAGGAAAAAGAUUUUUUUUUGUAAGCUAGUUAGUCAGCCAUGCCGAAGUAGGAAUGUAUUAAAGGUACUGUUUAAUCCAGCCCUGCACUUUCACACUUACUCCUCCAAAGCUUGACAGGCCUGUCUUUGCUUGUUCAAACAGUCAGUUAGUGCUCAGGUCAGACUCUUUCACUCCAUGCGCAGAGUUAACUUCUUGUCAGCUGCCACUGCAUGCAUUCAUUUAGUUCUUAAACUGUGGUGACUUCGAGUCAACUAUAGCCAAUCAGUCAAUUCAAAUUCUGUCUUUACAGACAGCUACAAUGGGAUGUUCGACUCAGUGCCUCUAUUUGUUUGAGCCACUGAAGUGUUUCCUCUCUCCUCCUCCUGCCUUUCUUUUCAUCCUACUUUCCAUCACCACACUGGUGCGAUGGAAACGUUCAGUCUGUGCCAACACACACAUCAUGCACACACAAUGCCCUCUCGCUGGAGACGGCACCAUGAAGCCAGCACCACAGAAACAACGACUGUAGACCAGUCCUGGAGACAGGAAAGGAAAAUUUCUUAAACUGGACCUUGAACUCUUGGACGAGUUGGAACAUUUUUAAAAAAUCUGUCCCCAUGUUUUUUUUUUCUCCCUAUAAAGAAGAUCAUCUAUCCCUCACUGGAUAAGUAUUUCAACCAUGGCAUAUCAUCCAGCCACAGUUUAGACAUGAAGUCAUUCAAACCCUCCUACCUGUUUAACAUAUGUGUUGGCUGUAAAACAAUAUUGCAUGCCAAAGAGACUGUCUGCUCUGCUAGUUUGUGGUUUUCUUUCCAAAUUAGCUCAGCCAUAUGGGUGGAAAAAACUACAUUUUAGUGCAGGGAACAAACCUGUAAAACACAUUACAUCAAGCUAUAGUGCGUCUCUCCGCAGCUAUACUGUAGCCCAUGAUGUUGUAAUGUGUUUUUGGUGGGAACAUCCAGUUUAAAAUUGGAAUAUGAACAUUGUUUUAAACCACUCACUGGCAGAGAUUUAAUGGGUGCUGACAGCCGAGGUGCCAGGAGAAAUCGCUUGUGGCCUGAUUGUUUUUGAAAGAGAGAUAAUAACUACUGUGUGUGCAUGGAUGGGAAUGCAAGUGUUACUAACUGGCACACUUGUGGAAAAUACCUUUCAGUCAAAGCCGAAAGCCUCUGUUCACUUUCCAGAACUAUUUCGAGGAUAUGGAGAUAAAAACAACUCGGCAGACUUGCUCCCCAAAAUCCUCAUAUUUCAGUCGUUUUUAUGAUGUCCAGGAUUUAUCAGAUGUCCAGUGAUGUGAUGUGUUUGCCUUGGCUUCAGGUGCCAGGCACCCUCCCCCAGCUAUUCUGGGCACAAGACAAACAGCAUGAUUACAUAGACGAGUGGAUAUCCACAGGGUUGCCAUGACAAUGAGACUGAACAGGCUUUUAGCUCUCGUGGCUACAUAAAACAAUGUUUACUGCAGUGCCAGUGGCAGGAUUGCAGGGCUGUCUGAAUGACGAUGGGUAAGGUGGGAAAGAUAAGACAGGUGCUGCAUCUUAACAGAGUCAGUAUAAGAACCAUUAGAAUGAAGCUGGUAAUCUGUAAAUCUGAUUACACUUUAAGGUACCCUUUCCAAAUAAGGCACCUUUCAUUAAGGUUUUAAAAUCAUGAAUAGGAUCAGGCAGUGGUACAUGCAGACUACUAAUUAACACUUUUGCCUGCAGAUUUGACAAUUAAAACUCAUUACAUCAUGAUGUUGCAGCAGCAGGUUGGAUGGAGUUUUACAAAAUUACAAAAAUGUUGCUGGGUUGUUGGAUUAACUGCAUUAUUACCAAAUAAAAAUACAAAAAAUAAACCAAACUCACUCCAAUUGUGUUAAUUAUUGAUUAUAACUGAUCUAUAAAGUAUUGGUAAAUGAUGUAUUAACCUUUAGCAGAGAUUACAACAUAUAAACACUUUAUUAAGGGUGCCAUAUCAGAAAGGCUGCUUUAUUGUAAUCUCUUACGGUUGUACAGGCUGACUGAAGAGGCUUUUUAUCUUUUUAAUCUUGGUGAUGUUUUCCAGGGUGAAGAAUGUCUAGAUUAGCUCAGUUUGUAUUUGCGAAUAAAAAUAAGUCUUGUCUUUCUUGUCCAGAUGCAGAGUGAAAACUGAAAACUGGCUCUCAAGGACUCUCAACCAUUCAAAAAUUGAAUCAGAAUUAUUCUGCUUUCCAUGAAGAGCCAAUGUAGACUCAAUUUUUCACAUUUUCUAACAUAAUGAAAUUGAGAUUUUAAAGAGCUUGAUUAACAGUGUUGAGGCACAAACACAAGCCACCCGAGGUUGUGCUUUGUUCUGCAUUAGCACACAGCUCAGCCGCCCUCUCUAUGAGCCACCUGAAAUGCUCCACAGCCCUUUGCCGGCAACUUUUGGCCAUUUGAGAAGCUAAAAGACAGACUGGUUGUGUCUCCCUGGAGGCAGUGUGGAGGGAUAAACAUCGAGCCGAGUGGCGUAGCACACAGCAUGCAGCUAAAAGAAAGCUUCCACUCCCGGUGUCCUGCUGUUUUGUUCCUUCCUCUUGUACAUACACAAACACACAUGAGCACAAUUUAUCCCAGGACUGACGUGGGUCUCUAGGUACUCGACAGCUCCUCAAAGAGGGCCAUUAAGCAUUUUCUUUCCUUGAAUCUUUUCUAAUACUUUAUCCCUCCAUGUGUGUGUUUUGUUCACUUCCCAAACUGCUCAAAGAAAUGGAAGUGAAUUGAAAUAAACCCCACUGAGGGCACACUGGGCUCUGAACCAGGCCCAAAACUUAACUUAGGCAACACAAAGCUUCGAGGAUUGAAAGAUAAAAGCCACAGAGACCGACUGCAGUUCACUGGAUCAGCUGAAUCAAUAUCUUGCUUGAGUGAGUGAAUUGUUUUUAUUUCCAUGGUACGAUGCAUUUUUUUUAUUAUUUUGUUAUGCAAUAUGUCUUGAGGGGAAAAAAUGUUGUUUUUUUUCUUUGUAAAGUGAAACUGUUGAACAAAUCACUAAUAAUUAUGUUCAUCGUUGUGGAGAAUUAUAAUAUACAGUAUGUAAAUUAUAUGAGCUCAUCUAAUA
Messenger RNA from Scatophagus argus, 7208 nucleotides. RefSeq names its product leucine rich adaptor protein 1 (gene lurap1). The record is from RefSeq and is a predicted model, not a curated record. The transcript has 2 exons. Gene Ontology annotation, biological process: positive regulation of cytokine production; positive regulation of canonical NF-kappaB signal transduction. NCBI's taxonomy places the organism in Eukaryota, Metazoa, Chordata, Actinopteri, Scatophagidae. The coding region runs from base 364 to 1464 and encodes 366 amino acids.